UUGAAGCUGAAGACCAAGUUAUCGGGUGGACGAGGUUACAACCCCUCCGCUGUCAAUUACAAGGACUCCGAGUAUCAUUACGGCUCGGACUUUGAAGACGACGAUGAUGCCAUGGCAGAUUCGGCCGAAUCGGACAAAUCUAGUGAUGAGGAUGAUCAAGUGUCGGGCGCGGAAUCGGACGAUCUCAAAGUCGAAAGUGAUGUUGACUUGGAUGAUAUUGAUGUGCCCAUGCGUCCACUUACCCCCGUUCCAUUCUGGUUGCGCUCGGAUGAGCCCGUCCCGGCCUUACUCUUGCCCUCCUCGUCCGAUGACCUGCCCAUCCCGAGCGAGCACAUCUUAUCCGUGUUCGCCACCUACGAGAUUUGUCGCCAAUUUCACCAGGUCCUCCGGCUCACCCCGUUUCGUAUUGAAGACUUCUGUAUGGCCUUGGCUAGUGAAGAACAAAGUAAUUUAUUGUCGGAAGUCCACAUGGCUUUGCUCCGCGCCAUUGUUCGAUCAGAAGACGUCAACUCGUCGUUUGGAGCAUUGGAUCAAAAGGACAGUAUCAAUAGUGUCUUCUUCUUCAUGGAUUCCGUGACUUGGCCAGAGUGCAUGAAGGCAUUUUUUCACAGUGACCCAGUCACUUAUGGCGAGCCUUUGGAGCUGCUCAAUGACUCUGAGUAUCCUUUCGGUGUCAUUGAGGACGUGAUGGGUAAACGCAUUCAGAUCUUACGGUUUCUAUCUGAUCAGAUCUUACUGACUGCCAAUGCUCGAGACUUUAUUUUGGAGGAUGGAAAGUUUUCCAACGAAGAGCAUUGCCGAGUGUGUCAUCGUUUGGGUGAGAUGCUAGUGUGUGAUACUUGUCCGGGAGUUUAUCAUUUGGGGUGUUUAGAACCUGCCAUGACGGAAGUGCCCGAUGAGGAAUGGCGGUGUUAUGUGUGUGAAGCCAAUGACAUAGAAGGGCUUUCCGAAUGUCAUGGUACUAAAUUGCUGAAUGCCUGCCGCCAAGAAACAUUGGGCUACGAUAGACAAGGAAACCGGUAUUGGUUUCUUUGCCGAAGGCUCGUCGUGGAAAUGACCGAUGGAACGACCAAAUACUACUCAACUGUCAAGCAGUUAGAGGAAGUCUCUGAAGUAUUGGACGAUGAAAUCUACGAAAAGGAUCUUUGGGACAGCAUGGAAGCCAUCCGUAUCGAUAUGGAAAGACACAUGGAAAUCACGGAGUUCAUCACGCAGACUAAAAAGUCUAAUUCGAAGAAAUCUUACUUCGAAAUCGAAAACAGUGCCAUAGAAAAAAUUCAGCAUGAGCGGGAAGAAUCGAAGCUCAAACUCGCUUCCGAAGAAACCAAAAAGGAAAUGGAUAUUAAAUUGGAGCCUGAGGAGAGUGCUUCAGGGUCGGAACAACUAGGGAAGGUACCACUUGGUGACAUGAAAUCUGACGAGGAUGGCAAAGACAUUGAGAUGAAAGCCGACUCCAAUGCAAGCCCUGAGGAUGACAAAACAGUAAUCUCCCCGAUUCAAAAUUCUGUCGGAGCGGCUAAUCCAACAAUUGCAAACCGUAUCCUUAAGAGCGGAGAGACCGUAGACACGACCAAGAUUGCUUCCCAAGUCGGGAAAAUCCCCCAUGUUGACGGAGAUUUGAGGUUAACCCGUAAAACUUUGCACGACAUCAAUUCAGGAACACUCUUUUUCAAACUUGGCCAAGAGGGCUCAUUCAAACAAUACGUGAAUCAUUAUGCCACCAAUCCGAAUGCCUUAAGCAAGUCUCAAGCAAAUGAGGAAAGAAUCAAGCGUCAGCACAUUUCACACAAGUUCUCAUUGACGGAUGUGUCGGUGUUCAAGUGGUUGGGCAGUCUUCACGGGACCAGGCUCAUGUUAAUCACCACGCUAAGACAAACCAUACUUCAAUUGGAGAAUAAUGUGCCAACCAUCUUCAUGCAUCCAAAUUGGCCACUUCUGCGAAAACCUUGGAUCGGAGCCGUAACUAAUAGCAAUAAACCGAGGGACUUUGCCCGGGCUCUGACAGUUCUUCAAUGCUGCAUGAAGCCUUGUAUUUUAUUGCCUGUUUGGUCGGAAAUGCUGGGUCACACCACGAUGAAAAAACUCCCAAACCUACAAAAGGAGGAAAAGAAACGAUUGGAGAAACGAGAAAAACAAGAACGCGAAGCAGAGGAAGAGAGACUGCGGCCCCAUAUGACUUUUGUCAAAUACACCUUGGGGCUGAAGCAUCAGGUGUCCAAGCAAAAAGGCGAAGAGUACAGAGCGCACGGCCAAUACGGUUGGCUUUGGCUUUCUUCAUCCCGCAGUUUUGCUCCUCAAGAUGCCCGAACAAUUGGUCUCCGAGCUGGACCUUUCCGAUUGGCCGUGAAGUAUUCCGAUAUCAGAGACGGAAGUUUCAAGAUAGUGCUUAUGGAGCCCAAGGCCUUCGCAUACCUCGUGAGUAAACAAGAAGAAAUGGACCAAAGGAAGAAGGAAGAAGAAAAAGAGCAAGAUAAAUCAGUGAAUGAGAUCAAGGAUACAUCUGUAGAGACAAUGAACACGAGUCCAACCUCUGAAGCGCUUGUUUCAAACCCCGUGGUCAAAUCGAGCGAGAAACCCAGCCAAGAAAAGAAACGUCUUGAAGAUGCCUUGAAACAUGCCCGUUUGGAAACCCAAGAUCAACCUAAUGCUCUAUUCGAAGAAGUCGUAGACAUUAGUGCUGCCCUGACCAAUCCAACACGCGUUCUCUAUCCCAAGGUGGCCAAAAAGGCAAAAGUUUUAGAUGAAUUCCUGAACCGUCGGUUACAAUUGAAAUCAUUGGAAGAGCGACGGAUCGAGAUGAAACUGAAGCAAUCCGAAAACUCGACUUCUCGAUCAUUGCUCCCUCAAGCGCCAACUCAAGAGAAAGCACUUGCAGGAGUCGAUAUCCAGAGCAAGGCCAAAGCAGACGACCCCGAUGAGAUUGUCGAUGUCGAAGGUGAGUCGGAUACCAAAACCGCCAUUACAUCCAUGCUGGCAGAACAAGAGCUGAAAAGUAAAGACGAAACAAAAUCGAAUAAGCUGAAUUUAUUCUUGGAUGAAUCAAAAAAGACCAUUUGGAACAUCAUCUCAAACUUGAGGGAUGAAGCCAAGGAGAUUGAAUCAUCAGAACUUCAGCAGAACCCAAGCCAAUGCUAUUCUCCGAUAUGCUCCAAGUCCAAGCUCCGUUGCUAUUCUGCCAAUUGCCCCGCGAAGAAAAUCGCAGACCUGCCCAUCAUUAAAGAAGCCCAAACGUUGGUAGCGAAAAUCAUCUCCACUGGGAACGAAUUGGGUCUCAAUGUGGAAACUAGCACUGAUACCGAAUGUAAAUCAAUCAGUGAGAUGAUGACCACGUUACAAAACGUGGUCAAAGUGCUCAUGACCAAGAAAGACGAACUGGACAAGUACAAAGAGAUGGGCAUAUCCACCGUUUCUGCCACGAUUAGCUCUGGCUCUACCCCGUCCUCCACGACGACGUCGGAGAUUGUCAACAAUGACACCGGGACCGUCCAAGUGAUUUCCACUAAGUCAACCGUAUCAGUGACCCAAAGCAAGAGCAUCACAACCACAACUGAGACAACAUUAACCUCCUCAAACAACACAAGGAAUGGCAACGAAUCGGGAAAGUCUAGUGUCAGUAAACUGUCUGUAGAGAUCAAGGCUGGUCACACCACCUCCAAGGCUCAAUCCAUGACCGAAGUGACGGAUGGCAUUACCAGAGUGUAUUCGAGCCAAGACACCACAACGAAACUCUACUUAAAACGUAUUCAGUCCGUGGCGGAAUCGAAAAAACAGAGCAAAGUUGUGAAGUAUCCUCUAGCUCCGCACUUUUAUGCCCGAACUCGAAAGAAGAGAAACAUUCUUCUUCUCGCCAAGCACGAUGUGAAGCACAUGGCUCGCUUGGCAGGUACUGCUUUAGCAGAAGGUUUCAAUUACAACUGUAAGACGAACAACCAAGUGUGGCCUUACCCCUGUCCUAGACCAGUAUUCCGAACUGCUUGGUUGUAUCGCACAGCUUGCAUGGACUCUCUUCAAGCCGUGGCCCUUCAACUGAGGAUACUCUGGGCGUGUCUCAAGUGGGACGAUAUCCAAACUCGACCCGUCAGUACAGAUGGGAAACAUCAACAAACAACUGAUAGCGCAGUCCUAACUACCGAGAUCACCAAGCACCGCCAUGUGGGGAGAUUUUCAGAAAGGACCCAGUAUUUUCAGAAGAAAACUACCAUACCUUUAGAUGUACCGAAAACCGUCGUCGAAGUCACCCCUAUUCGCUCGGGGCUGAGGAAAAGAAAACGGGCUGAAUCGCCCCAGCAGUCCGAGCCCAAGACCAUUGAGCAUUGGAUUGACGAGGAGAAACUAGAGCUUUGGGAAAUCCGCGCCUACCGGGACAAGAUCGAACGGGAUAAAAACGCAUCCAUAACAAGAUCACGGACUGGCGUCCCUAUCAAGGAGCCUCAACGUUUCGAACCCAUUGCUGAGACCACUGUCAAGAAGAAGCCCUCGGAAAGUCUUGCUGGGUUGCCAGGAGUUGGAGAAGGAAAAGCGUUGGAAGAUCGACUUCGAGAAAAGAACAAAACCAUUGGUCAAUCACCAAUUAUGGGACAGACACAAACCAUAAUCCGGCGUGUGACCAACGCUGAUGGCUCCGUCACUUUAGUCCGAUCCAUCACCACCGCUUCGCCGCGAACCAUUGCACCGAAUGGUGCUGCCUCAAUGGUUAGUGCCAGCCCGGGUUCAAGACACCCGACUGGCAUCCAGCCAGGAACUAAGAAGGUUUUCAUUUCAAAGGAUGGGAAAAUCAUCGGAGCACAAGUGAUGCCUACUACGCCGGUGGUGACCAACAAACAAGUUAGCCUGCCUAAUAGUGGAACAACCACUUCUCUUCAGCCAUCAUUAGCGUCAAAUCCGUCUGCGUCAAGUCCUUUGUCGAGCAUGGGGCCCGCUCAACAAAAAGUUCAAAUCGUCAGGGCCGGAGAUGGCAAGAUCCAGGUUAAAGGACUACUUCCUGGGCAACAACUCGUUCAGAUGCCCGAUGGGAAAUUGCAGAUUUUUUCCAACCCGUCUUCAGGAGCAUCUAGUGCCACAGGUGGUAUUCAGCUUGCUAAUAGUCCAUCGUCUACGCCGACGCAGAAACCAACCCUACCUCAACCACUUGGAGCUUCGCCUUUGGCUGCCAAGGUUGGAAUUCAAUCUCAUCAACUGUCCUCUACGCCUACUGGAAAAUCGAAUCAAAUUGUGGCCACCUAUCUACCACCCGGAGCCCCUAUUCCCUCCGGGAUGUCAGCGUUCAUUUCCGGAGGGAAAACCUUUUGCAUACCCAAAGCCUCGGCUUCAUUAGCCUCUCAAGGAGUCGGUGCCAAAACCACGGCAAUCAUUUCCCAGCAAGCGCCCAUUAUGACUGCCACAGCGUCUCCGACCGUGGGGGCCUCCGUCAAACCUGUGGGAGCGUCCACCCCCUCGCCCAGUACACCGAAACAAAUUGUGGAGGUGAAGUCCCUUGGCUCCAACACGGUUACGUUUAAAGGCAAUCAGAUGAUUGUAUCGGGUCCAGAUGUGGCUCAAGCCCAACUUAUUGCCAAGCAACUGUCCAGUGGCCAAGCCAAAUUGGCCAUGAUUGGAGGAAAGCAAGUGCUUAUUUCAACUAACACCAACAAUACAAUGCAGACUCCGACCGUUUCCACCGUGAGCCCUACACCGACUCUCCCCAAAGCACCUUCUUUGUCUGUGACCCCCAGUCUAUCAGCAGUAGCCCCUCAGCCGGCCCCAACUCAAGCUCAACCCAUUCCAGCCGUUCAAGAGGAACUCAAAUCAGUGAACCCUUCAAUCCCACGAGUUCAAGUGACGGCACAACUGAUGCAAACCCCUCAGGGCCCACGGAUUGUUCUACAAGGUAUUCAGGGGUCUAAUCUGCCUCCUGAAGACUUGGCAAUCAUUCAGCAACAAGUGAAAACUCAACUCUUGAAAGCGCAAGCCGAUGCUAAGCAGCAAGGUAAGGUCCCUCCCACCAAAAUCGUGUUGGACUUGCCUGCAAACAUCCAAUCCAAGCUACAGCCCACAGCUGCUAGCAAACCAGUGACCAAUACUGUAAUGGAUAACGACCAAAAGGCCCGUGUGCCUCCUGCUUUGCCUCAGCAUCCGGUGAAUGGAAUUCCUCAAAACGUAUCCUUGACAUCUCCAGUUGGCUCAGGGGUGGGGGUGUCACAGAAACAACUUGGACUGGGGCUUCCCGGUCUCGGCACUCAAGUGCCGUCUUUGACACCAAAAGUCAAAUCAGUAGACGGUGCGGAUCAGGCCAUAAGCAAAACCCUCGCGUCUCUUAGUCCUGUUUCUCUCCCCACCGGGCCUCAGAUUCAUUCACCAUCUCCGCCCAAAAUAUGCCGACCUCGAUCCGAAAGUGAGAAAGAAUCGGACGAGAAAAAGCGCCAACAAAUCCUCUCAAAAAUGGCCACUUUGGUCUCGCGACAAAAAGAGUUACUGAAGAAAGAGAUCGCUCGAAAACGUGCCCUUCAAGAAAAAGACUUGCAAUUGGAAAUUCAAAGUGAAAUUAACCGUGUCAAGGAAAGAAUUUGCGAUAAAACCAUCACGGCAGGAGCAAAGUUUGAUAUUGAGACCAUCACCAAGCGCUCCGCGAUGGGAACAAUUUCUCGAAACAACUUGAAUGCCUCGGCUCCAGCUCAUUCCUCCAAUAAUCAUUGGGACGAGGAGCCGCCUCAACAUUUGGGUGAUCAUGAUAUUACGGCCUCUGUGUCGUCUUCAGGUUCCUCGUCAUUAGUGCCUUCGACCAAUUUAGCUACCAAAAAUGCGUCGUCUCUACGUCCUGCGCCUCCGUCAGUGAGCAAAAAUGCUUCUGGUCCAACCUUACCUUUGCAAGUGAUCUCGUCGACCUUAAAGCGAAAGCGAGAAGACUCGCUAGAAUCGGAGAACAGUUCGGAAUCCACGGCCAAUCAUAGCACGUUGGAAUCUGGAGAUUCUUUUGCUCCGAUGAAAAAGAGAACUCGAACUUCUUCAAUCUCAUCAGCUGCUUUAGCCGCGAGUAUGGUGAAGAAAGACAAGAUUUACUGCCUCUGCAAGACCAAAUACGAUCCCACAAAGUUCUACGUGGGCUGUGACAUUUGUAGCAAUUGGUUCCAUGGCUCUUGCGUGGGGAUCACCAAAUCUAUGUCUCGGAAUAUGUCUGAAUUUGUUUGUAAGGACUGCAAAAAGGCCAAAGAGGACCAAGAGAUCUACUGUCUUUGCAAGCAGGCUUAUGACGAGUCCCAAUUCUAUAUUGGUUGUGAGCGGUGCGGAGACUGGUUUCACGGACGAUGUGUCGGUAUCCUACAGAAGGAGUCUGAGAGCAUUGACGAGUACCUGUGUCCAAAUUGUGAGCCAAACUCUCCCAUCAACCAAGCAAACAUGCACUCGAUCUCAAGUCAGCAUUAUGAACAUAUCGGGAAACUUCUUCGCCAAGUCAUGAGUAACCGAAAUAGUGGACCAUUCCGGGAGCCUGUUCGUCCCAAGAGUGUUCCCAACUAUUAUAAGAUUGUGAAAGAGCCCAUGGACCUCCACACUAUCGAAACGAGGGUCAGCGAUCAGCAUUAUGAACGACUUUGCGAGUUCGUUGGCGAUUUCAUGCGUAUUUUCGAAAACUGUCGAUAUUUCAACCAACCCAACUCGCCAAUCAUGAGGAGUGCUGAAGCUCUUGAGACUUUUUUCGCUCAGAAGUUAGUGCUGCUUCGUGAAAGGCUCUUGCAAGUGUCCUAAACGACUGGCUCUAUCGCUCGAAAACCAACUUGGGAAGCGAAGACCAGCUGCAUGUGGUCUACCGGGGCCAGGACUCAUGUCUUAAGUCUCGAGGCUAGUCACACGCUCAUAGUAGUGU
Tigriopus californicus is the source of this 7837-nucleotide messenger RNA. It is a transcript of the gene E(bx), whose product is annotated as nucleosome-remodeling factor subunit NURF301-like. Gene Ontology annotation, molecular function: RNA polymerase II cis-regulatory region sequence-specific DNA binding. Gene Ontology annotation, cellular component: NURF complex. The record is from RefSeq and is a predicted model, not a curated record. NCBI's taxonomy places the organism in Eukaryota, Metazoa, Arthropoda, Copepoda, Harpacticoida, Harpacticidae. Bases 112 to 7719 code for a protein of 2535 amino acids. Gene Ontology annotation, biological process: regulation of transcription by RNA polymerase II. The transcript is spliced from 7 exons.